This is a messenger RNA of Batrachochytrium dendrobatidis JAM81, 1428 nucleotides long. RefSeq lists its product as uncharacterized. The record is from RefSeq and is a predicted model, not a curated record. The transcript has 4 exons. Gene Ontology annotation, biological process: proteolysis. The coding region runs from base 1 to 1428 and encodes 475 amino acids. Gene Ontology annotation, molecular function: aspartic-type endopeptidase activity. NCBI's taxonomy places the organism in Eukaryota, Fungi, Chytridiomycota, Chytridiomycetes, Rhizophydiales.
AUGCUGAUUACUCUAGAAUGCGUUAUACUUGCGUUACAGACGGUUGCUGCAGUUCGACUUGCAUUGGAUUCACCUUCUGGAAUUACCAGUCAAUCAAGCAAUAGGCUGUCAAAACGAUCACCUGUUGAACUGGGCCGUGAUGCUGACCAAUGUUUCACAAUUAAAUCCAAUGUUAAUGGAGUCAAUUUGAAUUUACUAGUCGAAUCAGAAGCUCCUGGUAUAAUUGUACCACUUCCUAGUUCAAGUGACGAUGUAGGUUUGGCUAUACAAAGUAUUUCAAGUGGGGAACCCUUUAUUAUAAAGUACAGAGACAAACAGUAUAAAGGAGUUACAUCCACAGCCGCUGUGACGAUUCCGGGUACUGGGAUAACUGACAUCAAAUUACCAGUAAUAGCAGUUGAAAAACAAUCGGCAGAUUCGGUUGGUAUCGAUCCAGAGUUUGAUGGAAUAUUUGGGUUUGCCUAUUCCUCGUUGUCAAAAUAUCACACAUCAGUCCCUGCAAUGGAUGUUUUGUACAAUGGCAAUACCAUUCCCAAUAACGAGAUUGGCAUUCAACUAUGUCCGUAUGACAUGAUUUCAAAUAGCUUCAUCAAUAUAGGAAACACGGAUAUAACUGCAAAAUGCGGAACAGAUGGAAGGAGUGUUGCAUGGGUAAAUUCACCAUCAGACGAUCGUCAUACUGUCAACAUCAAGAAUAUACUAGUCAAUGGCAAACAAGUGGAUCUGCCCGUUGAAUUCCAAAAAAAGGAGGAAAAUGGACGUACUUUGUAUUCGGUUAUACAAACAUGUUGUACAUUUAUGCAUUUUCCUCGAACAGUUGUGACAGCGUUGGUUGGUGCUAUUGUUGGUAGUAAUGGGAUCACUGUCAAAAAUACUAAGUUCAAGAGCAAGAGCAAACACAAGCGCAAGCUCACCCCGGAAGAAAUUGAAAAAAUAUUUUGGGAACACCAUCUAAUGUCCAGAUCCAAUUUUGAUAUCAAUUGGAGCAAGCUGCCGUCGCUUACAAUCGUAAUGUAUGCUCAAACCCCCGUAACUGAUGACAAUAGAAACUCCGUUAUAGAGAUCACACUGGGUCCCAAAGACUAUAUACAGAAAAUCAAUUCUGAAAAAUUUGUGUUUGCUGUAACAGCUGGUCCAAAUGAUUAUGCAGUUCUUGGUAUAUCAUUUAUGACCCGACUUGCAGUCACAUUUGAUUUACAAAAUAAACGCAUUGGGUUUGCUCCUGGAUGUGGAUGCGAAGUCGCGACUGAUGGAUAUCCUACUAUCUCGAACGGUGAUCAAGUGCUCUGGUCACCAUCACAACUGCCUGAACAACCAAGUACUUCAGGUUUAGGUAGAACAUCUACUCUCAGGAGAUUGUCGCGACUUGGUAGUACUCUCCGUGGUACUAAGCGGUCAAAAGUUAGUUACGAGAAAUUUGAGGGCUGA